AGAUGUGUUCUGCACAUGACGCGAAAUGUCAUGAAGGCAAGUUUGAAAAGAACAUAAGCCAAUGUCUUCUACCAGCAGAGCUGAAUAAUGAAAGUUCCAGUUUCUGCUUUAUCUAGCUGCAUUGUGUGUACAUGUCCGGGACCGGUAGAAGCUGCGAGCUGUCCGGCAGGCAGGCGACGGCAACGGUGAGCGGCCUCUGAAGUAAAAAGAAACGGUACACGCUGAAAGUGAAAGGAGGGCUGAGAAGGAGUGUGAGAAAGCACCGAGCAGACAGUCUCAGUAGAGACACGCACAACACAGCAUAGGAAGAGAGGCCCGGGUCUGGCUUCAAGGCAGCAGCAGCAGCUCAACAGACACAGCCAUGGCUAACAUCGCUGUCCAAAGGAUCAAGCGGGAGUUCAAAGAAGUUCUCAAAAGCGAAGAGACAAGUAAAAACCAAAUAAAAGUAGAUUUGGUGGAUGAGAACUUCACAGAGCUGAGGGGAGAGAUAGCAGGUCCUCCAGAUACACCAUAUGAAGGUGGCAGGUAUCAGCUUGAAAUAAAAAUUCCAGAAACCUAUCCUUUUAACCCACCAAAGGUACGUUUCAUCACUAAGAUCUGGCACCCUAACAUCAGUUCUGUGACAGGAGCAAUAUGUCUCGACAUUUUAAAAGACCAGUGGGCAGCUGCUAUGACCCUGCGGACGGUGCUGUUGUCUCUGCAGGCCCUCCUUGCUGCUGCAGAACCAGAUGAUCCACAGGAUGCAGUAGUAGCAAACCAGUAUAAGCAGAACCCAGAAAUGUUCAAACAGACUGCAAGGCUGUGGUCACACGUCUACGCAGGCGCUCCUGUCUCUAGCCCUGACUACACACGUAAAAUAGACAAACUCUGUGCCAUGGGCUUUGAUAAGAAUGCAGUAAUAGCAGCAUUGUCUUCAAAAUCAUGGGAUGUGGAAACAGCAACAGAGCUGCUUCUCAGCAACUGAAACCCAGCCAGGUGUGAGGAUCCCAACCCCCCACUUCAUCAUAGCAUCAGCUCCCACCCACCGGCACCAUUCCACCUUUGCCUUUUUUUUUACACAGACAGCACCUCAUCCACCACAGCAGUCUGAGCCUUCUUUUGUAACACCUCUGUAUGCUACAAACUCAAAACCGGUAGCACCACAGUUGCUAAUAUGCACACCAUCCUGUUACCUCUGAUCCCAUCUCUCCAUUAUGUUGAUUGUAAGCCCAGAAAAUUCUUAGUCAUACAUCUUGCCUCCCAUGCCCUUCAGUCACAUUGGCUGUAUGUUUUCUACAAGAUUGAGUUCCUUAAUAUUGCGAAGAAUCAAAUAACGGAUGGAUUUUCCAUGGUAAAAUGUAAAGGAGGUCCUGCAUACUACUCCCACAAUACAUCGCCAUUUACUCCUUCAGCAGCCAGUCGGACCUUGUGUCAGAUUGUUCUCUUUUAUGGACUCUUAAUAUUGUAAUGGUCCAGCUGGAUGAAAUUUACUUGACUGGAUAGUGAUCUGCAUGAGCAGUGCAACAGAUUUUUUUCCUGAGCAGUUUGACAUAGAUGCUUCAAUCAUCUACAGAGGUUUGGAUGUACAGGUUUUCUUUCUGAAUGUACUGUAGGAAAAUCACAGAUAUUCUUCGACAUCUGCACACAUGCACAGCAGAAAGACGUUAUCUGUAAAUAGAUGGGUGUACAUUUGAAAAUACAGUGGGGAUAUCUUUUUUCUUUCAUGGCAUUGUAAAAAGUUAUUUUAAAUAUAAACUGUCUAGUUUACAACUCUAUGGAAGAGAAAUCUUUUUAUGCUUUUGUGACCCACAAGAAAUCCCCCUGAAUGUCCUGUUGCUUAAGGGUGGUACAGCCCAUUAUCUCGGGUCUAAUGGCACAGCAGGUGGCAGCUCAGGCCCCUGAAGGUCAUUACAUGACGCACCACAAUCCAACCUUGUGUCUUUUAUCAUCUGUGCAUCUUUAACAUCCCUUCAGCGUUGUGGAACAAGACUUUAAUGUGUGGAAGGAGAUGCCUGGAUCCUCUGCUCAGCAAGCCACUCAAGCACCCAGUUUGGCUUGAAAUAUGUAGGGAACCAAAGCCUUUUCUGUUCAUCUCAUGAGGAUGUUGCUGGAAAAUGUUUACUUUUGCUCUGAACAGAUUCAUCUGGCAUACACCUCGAGAAGAAACGGGCAUUUUUCUGAAUGUGAUUAAGAAUUUGAGUUGAAGUGCUGUUUUUUUUGUUUUUGUUUUUAAAGGUCCUGUGUUUCAUCCACAGUCAUGUUAUGUUCAGCCACGGAUUACGGGUCGCCCUCUCAGUCUUGAGGGGGAGAUUUAUCGCUAAUCACUGACCCAGCCCAGCAGUACCCAGUCAGCGCUCUGGCCAUAUAUACACAUUUAUAUGUCCAAGCAUGCUUUACACAGCCAAAUACAAUGCUCAUUGAGGUCUUCAAAUGAUGUCUUAUGUAAUGAAAGAGGCUGGAACUCCUCUCUUACUUUAUGAAGCAGAUAACAGGCCUGCAGUGUUUUCACAAAUUUCAGUUUGAGGUACAUGAACUGUAAACAAGUGCUUAGCAUAUAUAUAUAAGUGGGAUGUUGAUACAUCCUCACACAUGACCUUUGUUUUUGUUUUUUUAAACUAUCUUUUGCUUGCCCUCCAGCUCAGUCCCUACCAACAGCGGCAUGUUACAGUACUACACCAAGUUGUUGUGCAAUCUCCUCUGACAACAGUGAAUGGUUUCCAACUAGAGCCAAAUAACUUGUAUUUGUAAAUAACCUUGUUCUUGUUAAGAGCAGUCUUGUUAUCACUAGAGUUCACCAUUGAUGGCUGGAUCUGUGUACUAUAAGAAAAGGACAAAGCCCCCUUUCUCCCCAUCUCUCCUGGUGUUCUCACUAUGUACAAUAUUGCACGACAACAGAGCAUAAAAAGGGGCUGUUUGAAUCUGAGUUUCUCCAUUUGAAUGGACUUGUUUUCCUCUUCCGUUUCCUUGGAAGCAUCAGCGGUAUAAAAAGCAUGGUUAUUUAUUGUGACAGUGUCAUGUUUCUUUGAUUAAAAAAAAAAAAAA
Monopterus albus (swamp eel) is the source of this 3021-nucleotide messenger RNA. It is a transcript of the gene ube2kb, whose product is annotated as ubiquitin-conjugating enzyme E2Kb (UBC1 homolog, yeast). The transcript is spliced from 7 exons. Bases 362 to 964 code for a protein of 200 amino acids. Gene Ontology annotation, molecular function: protein binding. Lineage: Eukaryota; Metazoa; Chordata; Actinopteri; Synbranchiformes; Synbranchidae. The record is from RefSeq and is a predicted model, not a curated record.